UUCCCACCCCCGCUUUAAAGCAACAUCAGAUUUUCAACGUUAUAUCCACUAUCAGCAAUAAAACAAUAGGCUGGGCAGAUCUCCUCCUGGAGAAUUGAUCUAUCUUUGGUUUCCCAUCCAAGGUGUUAACCAAGCCCAGCCCAGGCCACACCCUUCUGCUGCUAUUGGCUGGCAGGGACACUGUUGUUGUUUGCCCUGCUGAUGUGACUCCUUUCUCCCGGACGUGAUGGGGAUGCUGAUAUUCCAGUUCCCAACCUGAGCCUGGCACUCCCGACAGCUGACAAUAGGUUACAAGUGUUACCUCACGACAGGUGCAACACACAUCACAACAGGUGUGUUACCUAGGAAUAUGGUUUAUUCCUAGAUACGCCUUGCAUUGCUUGGCUGAUGGGAAAUGACACACACACACACACGACUUCCUCCUGAGAGAUGACGGACAUGGGCACAUGAGGAGUGGACACAGCUCUACGAGAGACACCGGAUUAUUUUAUGGUUGGACAGGUCCAUGUUUCCAUGUGUGGAUUUCUCUGGCGAUUGGCAGACUUGAGUAAACUACAUCAGGCCUCAACAGGCAUGACCACAGGACUGGACUCUCUUACCUCCAUUGACCCUGCUGCUCUACCUGCGUAAGACCAAAAUAGAUGGCGCAAGAAAGACAACUCUACCUUUACCUCUGUCUGCCAGAAGUACAAUGUGAGCUCGGACAACUGUAUACAUGGGGAAGCCGUCCGGUCAGCUAUAUUGUCUGUUUUCCACCAUCUUGAGUAGAGACACUGGAACCUCCUCACAGAAGCAUGGGACACAAACACCAGCCAGAACCCUGCCACCUUUUCCUCUGCACCACCCACUCGUUUACAUGUGCAGGUACCCCAAGGACUUCCCUCUGGAAGAGUCACCCUUAGAACACGUGCAUAGAGAAGAGCAUUCUGUCCUGUCCACACAGUCACUAUAAACUCCUGUAUCACAGGUGUCUCGGGAACUGUUUGGGAGAGACCAGAGCUUGAGAUAUAGAGUGGACGUUAGAAGUAUAGGCAGAGGAAGCAACUUUGAGUCAUGCAGGGCCGUGUGUGUCAGCUGUUGCUGGUGAAUGCUUUAACCUGUGGUCUGGAGGUGUGUAUGGCUGCAGGGACCUUCUACAUCCCCCCUCUACUGCUGCAGGCUGGCAUGGAGGAACGCUACAUGACCAUGGUGCUGGGAGUCGGGCCGGUUCUGGGUUUGAUCUUUGUGCCCAUGAUUGGUUCGUAUAGUGACUCGUGGCGUGGUCGUUUUGGUCGGCGCCGGCCAUUCAUCUGGCUCCUAUGUGUGGGGGUUCUGCUGGGCCUGCAGGUCUUGCCCCAGGCUUCUCACCUAGCUGCCCUGCUCUACCCACAGCGCCCCCGAUGGCUGGAGGGGAUACUGCUGGUGGGGGCAGCCUGUCUGCUGGAGUUCUCAGGACAGGCCUGUUUCACACCGCUGGAAGCGCUGAUCUCAGACCAGUUCCCUGGAGAGGAGGAGAGCAGAAGAGCCUUUUCUGUCUACUCACUGAUGAUCAGCCUGGGAGGAUGCCUUGGAUACCUGCUCCCAGCCCUGGACUGGAGCCAUGCCCCCACAGCAGCCUACCUAGGUGGCCAGGAGGCCUUUAUCUAUGCAUUGAUCACCCUCAUCUUCCUCACCUGCCUCCUCAGCACAGUCUUCAUAUCAGAGGACAGAUGGACCGGAGGAGAGGGAACCAGGAAGGGCGUUAGCGUUAGUUCCACCCUGAGCCCUUCCCAUUGGAGGAGCCGAUACUGUGGACACCCCUUGCUAUCGCAGACCCAGUGUGUACGGAUGGCUGUGGGGUGGUGUGUGUCGCUGUGCGUGUCGGCACUGCCACGUGUGUAUGGUGUAUGUAUGAGCUUGCCGGCAGUGAUACGGCGGCUGUUUGUAGCUGAGCUGUUCAGCUGGAUGGCUCUGAUGAGCUUCAUGCUGUUCUAUACAGACUUUAUGGGAGUGGGGCUGUACCGUGGAGUACCCAACGCUACACCUGGAACACAGGAGAGACUACGAUACGAUGAAGGUGUACGCAUGGCGAGUGUGGGUCUGUUUCUGCAGUGCCUGAUCUCAGUGGUCUGCUCCAUCCUGAUGGAGCGCUGGAUGGUGUUGCUAGGCACCCGGGCUGUUUACGUUAGCAGUGUGAUCCUGCUAGCAUUAGCUACAGCUGUGAUGAGCUUCUCAAAGAGUGUAGUGAUGGUCACUGUCAUGGCUGCAGCUACUGGAUAUACCUUCUGUGUGCUGCAGGUCCUGCCCUACACCCUGCUGUGUCUGUACCACUCAGACAAACGGGUCUUUUUCUCCAGCUCCAAAUCCAGACCUUCUCACCAAGGAGAAAGUGACGACCACACCAACUCAAAGCCGCUCCUUACCCCCGACCAUGGCAAGACCCCGCUUCUCACCUCUGCCUCCCCCCAUGUGUCUCUGCCCCUGGAGAGAGAGGGAGAGGCCAUACCCCUGCCUCAGAGAGGGAUGUGUCUGGACAUGGCUAUCCUGGACAGUGCCUACCUGCUCUCCCAGGUGCUGCCUGCUCUGUGUCUGGGCUCUAUAGUGCAGCAAUCCCACAGCGUCAGUGCCUAUAUGGCCUCCGCUUGCUUCCUUAGCCUCCUGUCCCUGCUCUGCUCCACCGGGGUCGUCUUCACACGCAGCGACCUCCACAAGCUCACAGGGUCAAAGGGCGACACUCCAACGCUGAGGGGGCAAAAGGAUUAAUCCAUUGUGGAUUCUAGUUGGUAUCUGUGUUCUAUUGUGGAAUUGUAGAUUUUUACUGGACUUUGGCAGUCCGUUAUAGAAACCUGUAGCAUGAAAAAUAUGCCGUAUGACUCAAAGGGUUGGGGAUUGCAGCUCUGACAUCAGCACCUUUGAGACAGACAGGUGCUGUGUUGACACAGGUAGAGGUUAACAACACAAUCGAAGAGACAGAUCAUUCUUUCUGCACAUACCUUUUUUCUUCCAGCCACAGAAUUGCAUUGUGUGCAGUUACUUCUGGGCACAUUUCAUAUAGUUUUGUAGAUGUAUUUCUCUGCUGUUGGUUGGUGUCUCAUUCCACUAUGGCAUUUCUUUAUCUGGAAUUGUAAUGAAUUUACAAACCUUAUAGUUUCUUAUGUUAACAUAAAGAACCAGGUAGUCAUAUGAACAGUGCCAAUUGUGUUUUGGAUAAUACAUCAAGAGUCUGUCACCUAUCCCUUAACCCAACAUGUAAAUCUUCUGUUUUCGGUAUGCUAUGAUAUCAUAAUUACUCGAAGAGUGAUAUGGUAUGUAUUGAUAACGUAUGCAUUGGGAAUGUGGCAUUUUAUUCUUCAGGGAACUCAGUGCAGGUAAAUCAGUUUCUGUUGUAGGCUGCUAGCUAAAUGCCUUAUUUUUAAACCAUGUACUUGAAUGUCAUAAUCCAUUGUCAUCAGGUGGGAAAUGUACAGUUAUUCCAUGUUUUCCUGGCAUGGUGUCCUCAGACAUGCUUUUGCCUAAUGCAAAAAUGUGGUAAAUAUUUUUUACAUAAUAUAUUGAUUUGUUUUUCACGGUUUAAACUGUUUGUAAUUGUGUCAAGGGAAAGGAUUAGUUAUUAUACAGGGUAAUAGCUCAUUUGCUCCAGGGGUGCCGUACUACUAUGGCUGACCCUGUAAAACAACACAUUUCACUGCAUGUAUCCAGUGUUUUAAAAAUAAUAAUAAUUGAAGGUUAAGUUGUUACACACGUUAAUAGGUUAUAUGCAAGCAUUCUCUCUUUAUGAAUAAAAUAUUUUAAACAAAACAUUUUAAUGUAAAUUAUA
This is a messenger RNA of Oncorhynchus tshawytscha (Chinook salmon), 3775 nucleotides long. RefSeq names its product solute carrier family 45 member 3. Gene Ontology annotation, molecular function: sucrose:proton symporter activity. NCBI's taxonomy places the organism in Eukaryota, Metazoa, Chordata, Actinopteri, Salmoniformes, Salmonidae. Bases 1054 to 2721 code for a protein of 555 amino acids. The transcript is spliced from 9 exons. The record is from RefSeq and is a predicted model, not a curated record. Gene Ontology annotation, cellular component: membrane.